Molecule: messenger RNA, 4153 nt
Organism: Liolophura sinensis
Lineage: Eukaryota; Metazoa; Mollusca; Polyplacophora; Chitonida; Chitonidae
Product: exportin-1-like
Exons: 26
Coding region: 126-3350 (1074 amino acids)
Biological process (GO): ribosomal small subunit export from nucleus; protein export from nucleus; ribosomal large subunit export from nucleus
Cellular component (GO): cytoplasm; nucleus
Molecular function (GO): small GTPase binding; nuclear export signal receptor activity
Source: RefSeq, a predicted model, not a curated record
GGCGAACAUGUUCCAGUUCCAACCGGUUGGAAAGAACGUUAGUUUUCUUAUGGGUUGGGACAGAAAACAGCGAGUUGACUGAACACAAGGCUUUUUCUUCAAUGGUUUAAGGGGAAAUCGUAUAGAUGCCGCCUGUGGUAAUGAACUCCUCAUACCCAGAAGAGGCUGCCAAGCUCCUGGACUUCAACCAGAAGCUCGACAUCAACUUACUGGACAACAUUGUAACAUGCAUGUACAAUGGAGAAGGGCCACAGCAACAGAGGAUGGCCCAGGAAGUUCUCACCAACUUGAAGGAACAUCCUGAUGCCUGGACGCGAGUGGACACUAUCUUAGAAUAUUCAAGUAACCAACAGACAAAGUACUAUGCCCUACAGAUAUUAGAAAAUGUCAUAAAAACCAGGUGGAAAGUAUUACCAAGACCACAGUGUGAAGGAAUCAAGAAGUAUAUUGUGGGACUGAUAAUCAAAACAUCUUCAGAUCCCAAUCUCUUGGAAAGAGAAAAAGUUUACCUUGGUAAACUGAAUAUGAUACUGGUGCAGAUCCUAAAGUAUGAGUGGCCCAGAAACUGGCCCACAUUUAUCAGUGACAUUGUGGGGGCAAGCAAGACAAAUGAGUCUCUGUGCCAGAAUAACAUGACCAUUAUGAAACUCCUAAGUGAAGAAGUUUUUGAUUUUUCAAGUGGACAAAUGACACAGGCAAAGGCCAAACACUUAAAGGACAGCAUGUGCAGUGAAUUCUCAUCAAUAUUCCAGCUCUGCCAGUUUGUUAUGGACAACUCGCAGAAUGCACCACUUGUGGGGUCAACGCUAGAGACUUUGCUUCGAUUCUUAAAUUGGAUACCGCUGGGAUAUAUCUUUGAAACCAAGCUCAUCACUACAUUAAUAUACAAGUUCUUAAAUGUACCCAUGUUCAGAAAUGUUACUCUCAAGUGUUUGACAGAAAUAGCUGGUGUUCAAGUAUUACAGUAUGAUGAACAGUUUAUCCAGCUGUUCACUCUGACAAUGACACAGUUGAAACAGAUGUUGCCAUUGGAGACAAAUAUCCGAGAGGCUUACCAGAGGGGAAGCGAUGAUGAACAAAACUUUAUCCAGAAUUUGAGCCUGUUUUUAUGCACCUACUUGAAAGAGCAUGCUCAGCUGAUAGAGAGGAAACAGGACUUACACCCUACGCUGAUGGAGGCCCUACAUUACCUCAUCCUCAUCUCAGAAGUAGAAGAAGUGGAGAUUUUCAAAAUUUGUCUGGAGUACUGGAAUACGUUGGCAGCUGAUUUGUACAGAGAGAGUCCUUUUCCCAUGGCCCCUUCACCAUUAAUACUGGGCAAACAGCAUGGAGAGAUGCCCAUUCGACGCCAGCUUUACAAUCCUCAGCUUACCAAGGUAAGACGAGUAAUGAUCUCACGGAUGGCCAAACCAGAGGAGGUAUUGGUUGUGGAAAAUGAGCAAGGAGAAGUGGUGCGGGAAUUCAUGAAGGACACAGACUCCAUCAAUUUGUAUAAGAGUAUGAGGGAAACAUUGGUGUAUUUAACUCAUUUGGACUAUGCUGACACGGAGGCUAUUAUGACAGAGAAGUUACACAACCAAGUAAACGGUUCAGAGUGGUCCUGGAAAAAUCUCAACACGUUAUGCUGGGCUAUAGGGUCAAUAAGUGGUGCAAUGCAUGAGGAUGAUGAAAAGCGAUUUCUGGUGACAGUCAUAAAGGACUUGCUUGGCCUGUGUGAACAGAAGAGAGGCAAGGACAACAAGGCUAUUAUAGCUUCUAACAUUAUGUAUGUUGUGGGACAAUAUCCCAGGUUUCUGCGGGCUCACUGGAAGUUCCUCAAGACCGUUGUAAACAAACUGUUUGAAUUUAUGCACGAAACCCAUGAUGGUGUUCAGGACAUGGCGUGUGACACAUUUAUUAAAAUUGCUCAGAAAUGUCGACGUCACUUUGUACAAGUGCAGGUGGGAGAAGUCAUGCCGUUCAUAGAGGAAAUCCUCAAUGGCAUCAACACAAUCAUAUGUGACCUCCAGCCUCAACAGGUGCACACAUUUUAUGAGGCGGUGGGCUUUAUGAUCAGUGCUCAGACAGAUUCCAUGGCUCAGGAACAUUUGGUGGAGAAGUAUAUGAUGUUACCUAACCAAGUCUGGGAUGGAAUCAUUAACCGAGCCACUCACAAUUUUGAAGUGCUGAAGGACCCUGAUGCUGUAAAGCAGUUGGGCAAUAUUUUGAAAACAAAUGUACGAGCUUGUAAAGCUCUAGGCCAUCCCUAUGUGGUACAGCUUGGUCGUGUGUACCUGGACAUGCUGAAUGUGUACAAGGUGAUGAGUGAAAAUAUCAGCAGCGCCAUCGCUACUAACGGGGAGAGCGUCACCAAACAGCCUCUGAUCCGUAGCAUGAGGACUGUCAAGAAGGAAACCCUCAAACUCAUCUCAACCUGGGUGAGCCGCUCCAAUGAUAUGGUCAUGGUGGCAGAGAACUUCAUCCCACCUUUACUGGAUGCAGUGUUGAGAGAUUACCAGAGAAAUGUGCCAGCAGCAAGAGAACCAGAAGUUCUCAGUACCAUGGCUACAAUAGUCAACAAGCUGGAGAGCCAUGUGUUGAAGGAUAUCCCACAGAUCUUCGAUGCAGUGUUUGAAUGUACUCUGGACAUGAUAAAUAAAGAUUUCGAGGAGUUCCCAGAACACAGAACAAACUUCUUUGUGCUACUGCAAGCGGUCAACUCAAACUGUUUUCAUGCUCUACUCAGUAUCUCAGCGCCUAAGUUUAAGCUGGUGUUGGACUCUAUUAUUUGGGCAUUCAAACACACAAUGAGGAAUGUAGCAGACAUUGGUCUGGACAUCCUGUACAAGUUACUGCAGAACAUUGCCGAUGAGGAGACGGCUGCCCAGAGUUUCUACAGCACCUACUUCACGGACAUCUUACAGCAUAUCUUCUCUGUGGUCACGGACAGCUCACACACUGCAGGUUUGACGAUGCAUGCCACCAUCCUGGCAUACAUGUUCAGUUUACUAGAGGCUGGGAAGAUAACUGUCGCUCUGGGGCAGGACAUCGGACCCAACCAGAACAUCCCCUACAUCCAGCAGUUUCUGUUAAACCUGCUCAAAGCAGCUUUCCCUCACCUCAAUGAACCCCAAAUCAAGGUCUUCAUUGAGGGCCUCUUCAGCUUUAAUCUAGACAUCCCAGCAUUCAAGGACCAUUUGAGGGACUUCCUGGUUCAAAUCAGGGAGUUUGCGGGCGAGGACAACAGUGACUUGUUCCUGGAGGAGAGAGAGAAUGUGAUUAAACAGGCCCAGGAUGAGAAGAGGAAGAUCCAAAUGUCUGUUCCUGGUAUCCUCGGCCCUCAUGAGAUACCUGAGGAGAUGCAGGACUGAGACUCCAACCAGGGGAGACAACUCAACAGACAGAGAGCUGUAGUGGGAGUUAUUUUGUAAAGGUUGACUGGACACAACCUGAUAUAUCACCACCGUAUUACAUCGAAAUCGAACUAAAACAUGUGAAAGUGAAGACUUGUAGUCUUUGUAUUGUAAAUACCUUUUGGAAAUAGUUUUGUGUCAUUUCUUCAUGAUGUAUAUAGACCAGCUAUCGGUAUUGGGGGAGCAUGUGGUGUGUUUGUGGUACUUCAUGGUUUUCUAUUCUCUUAGAUUUUCAGCUGUGUGUUAGGUGUACAAUGGGCCCAUUUUCAGCUCACAAAGCAUUAAUAUAAGUCAAAACCUUACCCAUCAUGUCACGAUUGAGUCCUCAGUAGCUGAGUGGACUUGUGAUGACUUACAUGAUACCAAUCAGGUGGCACAUAGAGGCUAUGUACAAAAUGUUGGCUGCAAUACUGUACAUACCAUAUUUUAUAUAGAGUAUAUUGGUUACAUGAAUUUGAACAGGUUUUCUUGGUUAACAGCAUGUUGUCUAGGUGUUUAAAUGAACCAUUCUUUUCAUUAGUCCCUUGGCUAGAGCGAGCAUCUCAAUUCUCAUGCCCAGUUUCCCCUCGCUGUAGUAUAUGGCUAAUUCCCUGAUCAUCACUUGACUUGUUCUAUCAUUACUUCAUGCUGCUCCGGCUGGAUUCUAUUUAUUUUUUUGUCAUGGUGAGGAAGGGUGGAGCUGUGUAGAAUGUAUACUGUUUUUUUUUCCCUACCUGGGUAUGUUGUACUGUGGUGAGACCAUGACAGUGGAGAUGUCAUAG